Molecule: messenger RNA, 1663 nt
Organism: Coregonus sp. 'balchen'
Lineage: Eukaryota; Metazoa; Chordata; Actinopteri; Salmoniformes; Salmonidae
Source: the annotation of a GenBank genome assembly
GGUGAGGACCGUUGGUUAUCUAUACAGUCGGUGAGGACCGUUGGGUUAUCUAUACAGUCGGUGAGGACCGUUGGGUUAUCUAUACAGUCGGUGAGGACCGUUGGGUUAUCUAUACAGUCGGUUGAGGACCGUUGGGUUAUCUAUACAGUCAGUGAGGACCGUGGGUUAUCUAUACAGUCAGUGAGGACCGUUGGGUUAUCUAUACAGUCAGCGAGGACCAGUUGGGGUUAUCUAUACAGUCAGUGAGGACCGUUGGGUUAUCUAUACAGUCAGUGAGGACCGUUGGGUUAUCUAUACAGUCGGUGAGGACCGUUGGGUUAUCUAUACAGUCGGUGAGGGACCGUUGGGUUAUCUAUUACAGUCAGUGAGGGACCGUUGGGUUAUCUAUACAGUCAGUGAGGACCGUUGGGUUAUCUAUACAGUCGGUGAGGACCGUUGGGUUAUCUAUACAGUAGUGAGGGACCGUUGGGUUAUCUAUACAGUCAGUGAGGACAGUUGGGUUAUCUAUACAGUCGGUGAGGACCGUUGGGUUAUCUAUACAGUCGGUGAGGACCGUUGGGGUUAUCUAUACAGUCAGUGGGGACCUUUGGGGUUACUUAAGUGGGUAGGCCCCUUUGGGGUUUAUCUUACAGUGGUGAGGACCGUUGGGUUAUUAUACUUCGUGAGGCCCCUUUUUUUCUACCUCUUAGAAAAAGGUCCAAAAGGUUUAUUCAGCUGUCCCCACAGGGGAACCCUUUUUGGAUCCAGGUAGAACCUUUUGGUUGUUUUAGGGAGAACCAUUUUGGGUUCCAUGUAGAACCCUCGUGGAAUGGGUUCUACAUUGAACACAAAGUAUUCUACCUGGAACCAAAAAAGGUUCUUCAAGGGUUCUCCUAUGGGGACAGCCAAUAACCAUUUUAGGUUCUAGAUAGCACCUUUUUUUCUGAGUGUAGAAGAGCCAGAUAUCUUUAUCAUGGCAACAUCAGAAGAGGGCGGAAGACAGAUAUCUUUAUCAUGGCAACAUCAAGAAGAGGGCGGAGCCAGAUAUCUUUAUAUGGCACAUCAGAAGAGGGGAGCCAGAUAUCUUAUCAUGGCAAAUCAGAAGAGGGCGGAGACAGAUAUCUUUAUCAUGGGACAAACAAGAGAGGGCGGAGACAGAUAUUAUCAUGGCAAACAUCAGAGGGCGGAGCCAGAUAUCUUUAUCAUGGCAACAUCAGAAGAGGGCGGGAGCCAGAUAUCUUUAUCAUGGCAACAUCAGAAGGGGGUGGAGACAGAUAUCUUUAUCAUGGCCAACAUCAGAAGAGGGGCGGAGCCAGAUAUCUUUAAUCAUGGCAACAUCAGAAGAGGUGCGGAGCCAGAUAUCUUUAUCAAUGGCAACAAACCGAAGAGGGCGGAGCCAGAUAUCUUUAUCAUGGCAACAACCGAAGAGGGCGGAGCCAGAUAUAUUUAUCAUGGCAACAUCAGAAGAGGGCGGAGCCAGAUAUCUUUAUCAUGGCAACAACCGAAGAGGGCGGAGCCAGAUAUCUUUAUCAUGGCAACAUCAGAAGAGGGCGGAGCCAGAUAUCUUUAUCAUGGCAACAACCGAAGAGGGCGGAGCCAGAUAUCUUUAUCAUGGCAACAACCGAAGAGGGCGGAGCCAGAUAUCUUUAUCAUGGCAACAUCCGAAGAGGGCGGAGUCAGGAUG